AGGAAAUAUGGCGCAAAACAGCAAUUAUUACGGCUAUUCAGCCGGUGUUCAGGGCUCGCAAGUGUACGGCAAUACGAUGCAAAACCCACAGAUGACUCAGUCGGCGUACAGUGGACAAACUACGGCCGCUUAUGGCGCUCAAUCGACGACACCAAGCGCCAAUGCUUACGGAACCGCAUCGCCACGAAGUGUCAUGCCGGGGCAAAGUGCUUAUACACCAACGGCCGCUUCUAACUACCAAACGACCGCUUUAUCUGGAAGCUCCUACGGAUAUACUGCUCGAGUGCAAGAUACCUCUUCUCAAAGUUACCCAACGAACGCGGCGAGCGCAUAUACAAGCCCUGCUCCAUACUAUGGCCGUGACAACUCACAACAAUCGUCAGGUUACGAUGCUUCGAAAGCGAACAGCUAUUACAACCAACAUUCAGGCACGACACCGGGCUAUGGCUACGGUUCUGGGGCAUCGAAAUCCAUGUAUUCCGGCUAUUCGACGCAGUCAAAUGCGAACAAUCAAAUGGCGAACCCGAGCACGCCAAAGGCAAGUACCCAAGCGUCAGGAAAUAGUAACGUUUCCUAUCCUUAUAAAGGCCAAACAGGCACGAACUACAACCAGAAUUCGAGCUCCUAUAAUUCGCCUUCAAAUUGGUCUGGCAACGCAGGAGGAGGCUAUCAGCCUGCACAGGGCUACGAUGCAGCUGUUUACAACGCUGCUUCUUCGUACUUUCAACAACAAACGCAGCCAAGGCAAAAAUGGGGAGGAAAUAAGAACAACAAUAGCGGUAAUCAGAACAAUAAACCAGGUCAAUCGAGGCAGAGGAACCCCCCUAGACAACAGCAAGUUCAUUACUGUGAUGUUUGCAAAAUCAGUUGUGCUGGACCUCAGACAUACAAGGAGCAUUUGGAAGGUCAGAAACAUAAGAAGAAGGAAGCAGCUCAAAAACAAAUGGAGGCAGCUGGACCUGAUGGUUACAGAUGCAGUCUAUGUGAUGUGACUUGCACUGGAACUGAUGCUUUUAAUGCUCAUCUCAAGGGAGCCAAACACUUGAAGACUGUAAAGCUUCAUGAAAAGCUUGGUAAGCCAAUACCAGAGGUACUUUCAGCUGAGGAUCAAGAUAAAGACAAGAAAAAAGAUGGCAUUGUUAAGACACAGACACCAAAACCUUCCUUCAGAAACAAUCAACGUAGAAACAGAAAGCCGUCUGCGCCUAAAAUAACAUUCAUUGGUGGGGCAACAUUGAAUUCCACACCUGGAGAAACGGCAACAACCUCUGCAGUUACCUCUGAGGCACAGGAUGCUGAUGUGUCGGCCACUAUGCCUGACGAAGGUGGAAAAAAAGGAGACACGACUGGGUCUGAAGAAGGAAAGGAUAUUAAAUUUGUUGGUGAAGACUAUAUUGAAGAAGUAAAGUCUGAUGCUGGUAAAGUCAUUGGGUUUGAAUGCAAGCUAUGCGAGUGCAAGUUUAAUGACACUCUGGCAAGAGAAGCUCAUUUGAAAGGAAGAAGGCACCAGUUGGCAUAUAAGAAGAAAGUCCAACCUGAUUUUGUUGUGGAUCAAAAGCCUAGUGCAAGAAACAGGCAGCCACCUCAGCCACGCUCUCUGAUGGAUGACAAGGCAAGACGAAGAUGGGAACAGGAUAUGUACUGGAGACAACAAGAAGCUGCUUGGAGGAAUGAAGAAGUCAGAAGGUGGGGCGAAGAGGAAUAUUGGCGGAGAUUGGAAGAGGAAGAGAGAAUGUGGGAUGAACAUGAAAGCCACCGUCAUGGAGUGGAUUGGGGUCAUAGGAUGGGACCUCCACGUCCUGAUUAUGGUGAUAUGUAUCCGCCGCCAAACAUGCCUCGACCACGACAGGACAGUCAGGAUGAUCGUAUGGUCAUGGCUAAACAUAAACAAAUCUAUCCGAAUGAGCAAGAACUCAGCGCCGUUCAGAGCAUCGUUUCUGCGGUGGAGAAAGCGUUGAAGCUCGUUUCUGACAGCAUCGCGGAGGAAGAAGCGCCGCUCGUCUGUAAAGUAGAAGUUAAGGACGAAAACAUGGAGGUGACCGAAGCGCCGCCAGCUGAAGAAAAAACGACGGUGAAAGAGGAGAAAGGUAGUGAAGAAAAGCCCGAGGAAGAGAAGGCUGUCGGGGAAAGUGAUGAGAAAACAAGCGAGGAAACAGACGAGAAAAAGGAUGAUGAAACGAAAAAAUCCGCAACUCCUAAGCUGAAGGAAAAAACUGAACAAGCACCAAGAACCUUAAAAGGUGUUAUGCGUGUUGGCGUCCUUGCGAAAGGUCUACUGCUUCAUGAAAGACUUGACGUGCAACUUGUUGUUUUAUGUCAAGAUCGACCAACAGUGCAACUUCUUGAACGAGUGUCGACGAAACUUCCUGAUCAGUUAACGAAAGUUAGUGACGAAAAGUACGACGUAGUCGUGGAAAAUUGCCAGAUUACAGUUGCCAGCACAAAAGAUCCAAAGAUCACUGUCCUUAUCACGUUAACGUCCCCUGUGAUGAGAGACGAGGCUGAUGUAGCACAAGCGGAAGAACAAAAAGAUGUAUUGGAUCGAGACAAAUGUCUGGAGGCAUUGGCAUCCCUACGUCAUGCUAAAUGGUUCCAGGCUAAGGCGAACGGCGUACCAUCUUGUGUUGUGAUCAUCCGAAUUCUGCGCGAUAUGCGCGAUCGAUUACCAGUCUUCGUUCCGUUGAGCAGCUGGGCGUUGGAAUUGUUGGUUGAAAAAUGUCUAAGCAGUGCAGAUUAUCCUCUGGGUCCUGGUGAAGCAUUCCGUCGUGUGUUGGAGUGUAUUUCUUCUGGUGUUCUUUUGCCAGGCGGUCCUGGUUUACACGAUCCAUGCGAAAAAGAAGUGACCGAUGCUUCCGCCGAAAUGACCGCUCAAGAACGCGAGGAUAUCACAUCGACUGCACAGAACUACCUCCGUUUGCACGCGUUCCGACAGCUGCACAAAGUGCUUGGCAUUGAUCCCAUUCCCGCUUCGAAAUUCCGUGGCCGUUACGGUCGGGGCGCACGAUUCAAGAGAAGACGGGAGGACAGCGGGCUCGCCGAUGGCAGUGCUAAGAAGGAGAAGAAAGAUGGCGAAGAGGAGGGGGAAGGUAAAGAUGGGGAGGUGACACCAGAGACAACAAGUGAUGUUUCAGCUAAUAGUGAAACCUUGGUCGAAAAUAAACAACCAGAAUCGCUCAGUGGUGAAGCUGCUUCUUAAGAGAUUUUAAAAAGUAGGCGAUGUGUUCUUCUGUCAUUGCCAUCUUAUUUCUUGAAACAUUACCAGUGGCUACUGUAACUGUUAUAGAGUAAUAUCGUCGGAUAAAUUUAAAGUUGAUAUUUUUGAGAAACUAUACAGUAUAUAUAAAGUUAAGAUAUGUUGAGUUUCGGUUCGGACUAGUUGUUGCUUUAAAUAUAAAUAUGGUCAGUUUACCAUCGGAAAAUAAUAUUGUUAACCAAAGGAUUAAGUGUGGGUAAUUUGUUAUGGUAGAAACCAUUGAAAGUCGUAUCGUUUGUAACAGCAUCAUUUGAACAUCUGGUGAUUAUAAUCUUUUAAUUGCCUUUUGGUUUAAAUUAUAGUAUUAAAUGCGUCAAAUUGUACGUUUGUAUGUUAAUAUUUAAUAUUGAUUCCCUGCAUGAAAGUUAUAUAACGUUUACGUUAUACCUACAUUAAAAAUAUAUAGCUAAUAUCAAAAGUGUAUAACUGUGGUAAGGACUGUUUUUCACUAUACUGUAAACCUUAUCCACUAAAUGUAAAACUAAUUUACAAUGAAAAAUUCAAGUCGCUAUACGCAAAAGCAUAAACGUCAAACGCAGAAGCCCGAAAUUACAUCGCGUUGCACUGU
This is a messenger RNA of Dendronephthya gigantea, 3821 nucleotides long. Its product is annotated as zinc finger RNA-binding protein-like. The transcript has 15 exons. Gene Ontology annotation, molecular function: single-stranded RNA binding; zinc ion binding; double-stranded RNA binding. Gene Ontology annotation, cellular component: precatalytic spliceosome. The record is from RefSeq and is a predicted model, not a curated record. Lineage: Eukaryota; Metazoa; Cnidaria; Anthozoa; Malacalcyonacea; Nephtheidae. The coding region runs from base 8 to 3196 and encodes 1062 amino acids.